Rhinolophus ferrumequinum (greater horseshoe bat) is the source of this 3013-nucleotide messenger RNA. RefSeq names its product talin rod domain containing 1 (gene TLNRD1). Bases 1275 to 2357 code for a protein of 360 amino acids. The record is from RefSeq and is a predicted model, not a curated record. The transcript has a single exon. NCBI's taxonomy places the organism in Eukaryota, Metazoa, Chordata, Mammalia, Chiroptera, Rhinolophidae. Gene Ontology annotation, molecular function: actin binding.
AUUUCUAUAGGCUCCGGGGAGGCUGCGGCCGAGGCGGCGGCGGCGAGCGGGGGCGAGACGGGCCGGGACCAGGACAGCCUCCGGCAGCCCGGCGGACGGACGGCGCGCCCACGGCCGCGCUCCGAGGUGCAGCGCGGGCAGGAGGUGGCGUUUCCCGCAGCCUUUCGGCCCCCGCCCUUCCUUUCAGUUUCUCCGGCUCGCUCGGAAGUUGGAGGUUGACGAAAAUGGCAGGAGCCGGGACCCGGGCGGGUGGCCGCAGCGCCGCGGGGACCUUCUGAGUUGGCCGGGCCGCCGGGGACACGCACACUGGGCGGCCGAUGCACAGGGCCCAGGGUCCCGGGAGAGCUGAGCCGCUGCGGGCCCCAGGCGAGGAGGCGCCGGGCAUGCACUCGCGCCGACAGCCGGCGGCGGGCCGCGGGGCGCGCGGGGCCGGAGGGUGUGCCGCCCGGGCGCCGGGCCGGGCUCUGUGAGCGGCGAGGCGGGAAGGGCCGCCGGGCGUGGCGGGCGGGCAGGCGGCGGGCAGAGCGCGAGCGGGCGGCCGCUGUGCACAAUCCGAGCAGCUCCCGCCCGACUCUCUCGGCGCGGCCGCGCCAGCACCGGCCACACCCUCGGCCCCGCUGCCUCCGCCGGGCCGCUUCCCGAGAGUCGGAGGCAGGAGAUGCGCCGGGGCGGCCGCGCGUCCCCAAGCGCCAGCCCCGGCCGCCGUCGCGGGGAAGUGCUGCCGGGCGGGGUCCCGGCGCCUGAAGCCCACGUGCGCCGCCGAGCCGAGGAGGCUGACAGCAGAGCCCGCCCGGGCCGCCGCGCGCGCUCCCCCCCGAGGAAGGGAUUUUGAUUUCAAAGAAAGAAAGGAAGGAAGGAAGGACAACUCCCAGCUUCCCCUCCCGCCCUCCCGCUCCGGCGGCCGGGCCGGGCCAUGCCCAGGAAGGCGGCGGCCGCGGCCCGGCAGAAGGGACUUUCCUGGCGGCCCAGCGACGAGGAACGCGGACUGUGAGUUUGCUGCGCGUGGUUCAUGGUUCCUGCAAGCCCUCCCGGAGGCCGAACGCCACAGCCCCUCCCCGCGCCGCGAAGAGCCUCCUGCGUCCCCUGGUCCGCGGGCUCGCCCUGCGCCGCCGCCGGCCCGCGUCCUCCGCCCGCGGCGGUGGAUGGCAUGAUGGUGCGGGGAAGGCGCCGCGGCCCUGGCCAGCUGAGUCGCGACGGCCGCGGGGGCGGCGGCGGUAGUGGCAGCGGCGGCGGUAGCGGGCUCCCCAGCGGCAUGCCAGUGCCCCCCGGGCGCGAUGGCUAGCGGCAGCGCGGGGAAGCCCACCAGCGAGGCGGCUUCUCCGGCUCCUGCGAGCGCCGUCAGCGGGGCCAGCUCGCAGCCUCGGAAGAGGCUGGUGUCCGUCUGCGAUCACUGCAAGAGCAAGAUGCAGCUGGUGGCCGACCUGCUGCUGCUGUCGAGCGAGGCGAGGCCUGUGCUCUUCGAGGGCCCCGCCUCCGCUGGUGCCGAGUCCUUCGAGCAGUGCCGGGACACCAUCAUCGCGCGCACCAAGGGGCUCUCCAUCCUCACCCACGACGUGCAGAGCCAGCUCAACAUGGGCCGCUUCGGGGAGGCGGGGGACAGCUUGGUGGAGCUGGGUGACCUGGUGGUUUCGCUGACGGAGUGCUCUGCCCACGCGGCCUACCUGGCGGCUGUGGCCACGCCGGGCGCGCAGCCUGCGCAGCCUGGCCUGGUGGACCGCUACCGCGUGACGCGCUGCCGGCACGAGGUGGAGCAGGGCUGUGCGCUGCUGCGCGCCACCCCGCUGGCCGACAUGACCCCGCAGCUGCUGCUGGAGGUGUCCCAGGGCCUGUCGCGCAACCUCAAGUUCCUGACGGACGCGUGCGCCUUGGCCAGUGACAAGUCCCGGGACCGCUUUGCGCGCGAGCAGUUCAAGCUGGGCGUCAAGUGCAUGAGCACAAGCGCGUCGGCGCUGCUGGCCUGCGUGCGCGAGGUCAAGGCAGCGCCCAGCGAGCUGGCGCGUAGUCGCUGCGCGCUCUUCAGCGGGCCGCUGGUGCAGGCGGUGAGCGCGCUGGUGGGCUUCGCCACCGAGCCGCAGUUCCUGGGUCGCGCGGCGGCCGUGAGCGCCGAGGGCAAGGCGGUGCAGACCGCCAUCCUGGGUGGCGCGAUGAGCGUGGUGUCGGCCUGCGUGCUCCUGACCCAGUGCCUCAGGGAUCUGGCGCAGCACCCCGACGGGGGCGCCAAGAUGUCGGACCACAGGGAGAGGCUGAGGAACUCGGCCUGCGCCGUGUCUGAAGGCUGCACCCUGCUAUCUCAGGCUUUAAGGGAGAGGUCUUCGCCCAGGACUUUACCGCCAGUGAAUUCCAAUUCUGUGAAUUAGCGCCCAUCCACCCACCCCGUCCCCCUUCUUCCACCCCCAGACUAAAGGAAGAUACUUAAUGUCUGCCCCUCUCCAUUUAUACCAAAGAAAUCAUAGGUGAAAGCUCCCCCCCACCCUACCAUGUUACAUGCUCGAGAGGAGUCUUCCAGAAGGCAGGGCCAUGCAUCCAAUGUACACGCGCAAUCGAAGGGCUCUGUGCCCAGCAGCCCAUACACGGUGGACCUGGAGAGGGAAGAUGUGUAAUCUGCUGUUUGCGGUGUGACCCCCACCCCACCCCAGCUCCUCUUCAGGAACCCCUCAGCUAAAUUUUUAUUAUUAAUUAAUUGGGCAGGAAGGAGGUCAUGGGUUCAUUUCUUUUUUGGUCUUUUUUUUUUUCCUAAUUAAAAGAAAGGUUACCUCAGUUUUCACUCCUUAGACAUGGAUGUAGCUACCUUUUUUUGUAUGUUGUUAUUUUUUUAAGUUGGAUUAGGCGUAUACUUGGUAUGGAAAGAGUAUGAUUUUGCCAUGUGAUUUGCAAAUGGGGGGAAAGCUACUGUGAGUGUGUGUUUUAUUUUUUAAUUUACACUAUAGAGUGAUUUUUUUCCCCCAAUGUCAAGUUUUUACCUUGCAUGUACUGGAGUAUUUAUUUCAUCUAUUAAAAUGUUAUGUUUCUCAGA